Molecule: messenger RNA, 2524 nt
Organism: Liolophura sinensis
Lineage: Eukaryota; Metazoa; Mollusca; Polyplacophora; Chitonida; Chitonidae
Product: E3 ubiquitin-protein ligase SIAH1-like
Exons: 8
Coding region: 1055-1879 (274 amino acids)
Biological process (GO): multicellular organism development; proteasome-mediated ubiquitin-dependent protein catabolic process
Cellular component (GO): cytoplasm
Molecular function (GO): ubiquitin protein ligase activity; zinc ion binding; ubiquitin conjugating enzyme binding
Source: RefSeq, a predicted model, not a curated record
CAAUAGACUAACAGUUUGGUUAUCACCCUGCCUUAAAGAUAUAUCAGAUGAACGCUAUAAAGACUGUUAUAGCUGUCAAGUUGUACCGCAUUGAUCUCUUACUGUGCUGCGCCAUCUUGGUUUGUUAUUCACAUUUCACAUUGGAAGUAUAAUUUGAUACGACAGAAGGUUUUGCUAUCUCAGAUAAAGAUGGUUGAACCGUUGUGUUUGUUAAGAACCUCAAUGCUGAGCUGGUUGUUUACAUUGUGGCCUCCUAAGGUUCAAUUUUGCAACUAAAUGUUGUGUACUCCCUCCCCCCAUCUCAUCCUCCAUCACCACCAUCCUCGUGUUGUAUUUCGUGGGGAUUUAUUCGCCCAUAAUUAUUUGAAACUAACAAACACAUCAGCCGUAACUUUACAACAUUCAGCUUCAUGUUAAACAGUGAUAAUUAGAUACUAUAAUACUGAAAAUUUCAAACACAGAUAAACGGAGAUACAGACUACCAGUUUUGGUCACGGUAGUGAGAGCACUGCAUGUUUUCAUUGUUUUGAUUUUAACAUUUUUAUAUCAUCAUCAUGUCAGCCUUUGUCACACAUAAGGAUGACAAGUAACACUAAAUGUUUAAAUGCUAAAACUGCAACUUUUCAGUAUCUGUGCCAACAUUUUGCAUUUUUACUACUGCAGGCUAUCUUUUGAAGGCCUAGCGGGUCACUCAAGUUCACAGCAAAAUUAGACUAAAUUUCUAAAACUAUAAUAUGUGGAAGAAAGCUUUGUGGUGCAGAAAUGUCUGAUACUGUGGUCGCUUUGAGCUCAUGUUGACUUCCUCUCCCUCCGUACGUGGAAAGGUCUGCCAGCAACCUGCAGAUGAUCAUGGGUUUCCGCCCGGCUCUGUUGGGUUAGGUCCCACCAUAAUGCUGGUCGUCGUUGUUUAUAGGUGCAACAUGUAUAUAUGACGGGAGCAUGCUGUGGCUCAGUGAUAUGGUGUGGGAGUUCAAAACCAGCCUCAUGACAGUGCUCAAGAAACAGUCAGUGUAAUCGUGUGUUUGAAUGCGUGACUUUGGAUGACAGUUUAAGAAUGUCUCGGCAGUCAGUGUCGUGUAUUAAAGGCAGGGGCCACACACCCAAUGUUUCAAAUGCCAGCAACACAGAUUUGGCCGCUCUGUUUGAGUGUCCAGUCUGCUUCGACUAUGCCCUGCCUCCCAUCAUGCAAUGUCAGAGUGGGCAUAUUGUGUGUUCCACAUGUCGACAGAAACUGACCAUGUGCCCCACAUGUCGGGGACCCUUAGGUAACAUCCGUAACCUGGCCAUGGAGAAAGUGGCCAGUACUGUGAUGUUUCCAUGUAAAUACUCUUCAAGUGGUUGUCUGGUAACAUUGUUACACUCCAGUAAAACAGACCAUGAGGAAACUUGUGAAUUUAGACCAUACUGCUGCCCAUGCCCUGGAGCCUCUUGUAAGUGGCAGGGCUCAUUAGAUCAAGUCAUGCCACACCUUAUGCAGUCCCACAAGAGUAUUACUACUUUACAAGGAGAGGAUAUAGUAUUCUUGGCCACAGAUAUCAAUUUGCCUGGUGCUGUUGACUGGGUCAUGAUGCAGUCUUGUUUUGGGCACCACUUCAUGCUUGUUCUCGAAAAACAGGAGAAAAUCGAUGGGCUACAGAUGUUUUAUGCCAUAGUUCAGCUGAUAGGAACCAGAAAACAGGCAGAGAACUUCGGCUACAGGCUGGAGUUACAUGGCCAUAAACGCCGGCUGACAUGGGAAGCAACUCCGCGAAGUAUUCAUGAUGGUGUGCAAUCAGCUAUCAUGAGCAGUGACUGUCUUGUGUUUGACACUAAUAUAGCCCAGCUUUUCGCCGAUCAUGGAAACCUGGGAAUAAAUGUGACCAUAUUUAUGUACCCCUAGCAUCUUACGAGCUGAGAUAAUUAGUGCUGGUAUUACCUACAGGGCUCGUGGAAGGAAGUGACUGUGGCAGGCUUUGUUCUGGGACAAACCUUUCAAUAGCCUUGUAUUGUUAUAGAUGCUUCUUAACCUCCAGCUUUGAAAAUAUCCUGAUUUUCAUUGGUGUAUGUACUUUUGUUUUUAUAGAGUGCUGAAAUUCAGCAAAGAUUGAGAUUUCAUGAUCAGCUCCUGUACAGAGUUAAGGCACAGUUAGUGCUUGAUAUAAACAGCUGUAUCACAGUGGUCGUACAUGUAAAUCCCCUUGUGCCGUGAACAUAUCAGCCAAAGUAUACCCAUGAGGUAUCACACAGGAUUGCCAGAUGUACCAAGUGGUGUUUCUCCAAGUGGUUGUAUGUGAGUUUGGUCUAGAACUCCACUCUGGUUUAGCAUAUACUGACAGUACACAAGCCAGUACAUGUUUUCUACCCAUAGUGACAGUAAUCCAGUGUCUGUAUGUCUACUUGGCAGUCAGACCUGACAGACAGUGAGAGUGUACCAGUGCCUGUAUGUCUACAUGAGAAUCAGACCUGACACACAGUGGCAGUAUACCAAUACCUGUAUGUCUACAUGAGAAUCAGACCUGACACACAGUGACAGUAUAUCAGUACC